Molecule: messenger RNA, 3024 nt
Organism: Nymphaea colorata (pocket water lily)
Lineage: Eukaryota; Viridiplantae; Streptophyta; Magnoliopsida; Nymphaeales; Nymphaeaceae
Product: V-type proton ATPase subunit a1
Exons: 18
Coding region: 97-2550 (817 amino acids)
Biological process (GO): vacuolar acidification; proton transmembrane transport
Cellular component (GO): vacuolar proton-transporting V-type ATPase complex; vacuolar proton-transporting V-type ATPase, V0 domain
Molecular function (GO): ATPase binding; proton-transporting ATPase activity, rotational mechanism
Source: RefSeq, a predicted model, not a curated record
UCUCAACGAGAGAGUGGGAGAGAGAAACGAGAUCUGCGGGAAGAGGGGAACCGAGGAACUCCAUUUCUCCUGUCGGGGAGAGCCCGAGAGAGAGAGAUGAAUGCGUUGAGAGAUCUGCCGACCAUGGAUCUGCUGAGGUCGGAGCAGAUGUGUAUGGUGCAGCUGAUCAUACCCGUCGAGUCCGCCCAUGGCGCCAUAACAUACUUAGGGGAACUCGGCCUCCUUCAGUUCCGAGAUUUGAAUGCUGAUAAAAGUCCUUUCCAAAGAACUUUUGUUAAUCAGGUGAAACGAUGUGGAGAGAUGGCAAGGAAGUUGCAUUUCUUCAAGGAUCAAAUACAUAAAGCGGGUCUAUCUUUUGCUGCUAAUCCUGUCAUGCCAUCUGCAGUUGAUUUGGAAGAACUAGAGGUACAAUUGGCAGAGCAUGAAACAGAACUCCUCGAAAUAAAUGCAAAUAGUGAAAAAUUACAUCAAACAUACAAUGAGCUAUUGGAGUUCAAGAUAGUAUUGCAGAAGGCAGGUGGCUUCCUUGUUUCAGCCCAAAGCCGUGUGGCUGCAAAUGAGAGAGAACUAGAGGAAACUGUGUUCUCCAAGGAAGAGUAUAGUGAAAGCACAUCCUUACUUGAGCAGGAAAUGCAAUCUCAACCUUCAAAAAAUGCUGGCUUGAGAUUUAUCUGUGGAAUUAUUUGUAAGUCCAAAAUUUCAAGAUUCGAGAGGAUCCUUUUCCGUGCUACAAGGGGUAAUAUGCUUUUCAAUCAAGCUCCUUCUGAGGAGAAAAUCAUGGAUCCCAUAUCCUCUGAAAUGAUUGAAAAGACCGUUUUCGUGGUCUUCUUUUCUGGAGAGCAGGCUAAAACAAAAAUAUUAAAAAUAUGUGAAGCUUUUGGUGCAAAUUGUUAUCCUGUUCCUGAGGAUAUAAGCAAGCAAACACAAGUAACACGUGAGGUCUUAGCCAGGCUUUCUGAACUCAAUGCUACAUUGGAUGCUGGCACUCGUCAUCGGGACAAGGCUCUUACUUCUAUCGGAUACAGUCUAAAAACAUGGUCUGUUCUGGUGAAAAAAGAGAAAGCUGUAUAUGAUACACUGAAUAUGCUCAACUUUGAUGUGACCAAGAAAUGUCUUGUUGCUGAGGGUUGGUGUCCCAUAUUUGCAAAAGCUCAGAUUCAAGAAGCAUUACAACGUGCUACUAUUGACAGCAAUUCACAAGUGGGGACAAUUUUUCAUGUCCUGGAUGCAAUAGAAUCACCACCAACAUAUUUCAGAACCAACCGAUUUACACAUGCAUUUCAAGAAAUAGUGGAUGCAUACGGUGUUGCUAGAUACCAGGAAGCAAACCCUGCAGUUUAUACAGUUAUGACGUUUCCAUUUCUGUUUGCUGUCAUGUUUGGUGAUUGGGGUCAUGGAAUUUGCUUGCUUCUGGGGUCGCUGGUGCUGAUACUAAGAGAGAAUAAGCUUAGCUCUCAGAAACUUGGUGACUUCAUGGAGAUGGCAUUUGGAGGGCGAUAUGUGUUGCUUUUAAUGGCGGUGUUCUCAAUAUAUUGUGGAUUAAUCUACAAUGAAUUUUUUUCAGUGCCUUUCCAUAUAUUUGGAGAAUCUGCAUAUAAAUGUCGUGAUGCUACAUGCAGUGAUGCGUCUACCAUUGGAUUGGUCAAAUAUCGUGAUCCAUAUGCAUUUGGUGUAGACCCUAGCUGGCGUGGGAGUCGGUCCGAGUUACCUUUUUUGAACUCUCUCAAAAUGAAGAUGUCAAUUUUGUUUGGUAUGGUGCAGAUGAAUCUUGGCAUUAUACUAAGUUACUUCAAUGCUAAGUUUUUUGGCAGCUCACUUGACAUACGGUAUCAGUUUGUGCCUCACAUGCUAUUCUUAAACUGUCUGUUUGGAUAUCUCGCCCUCCUCAUAAUUGUUAAGUGGUGCACAGGAUCUCAAGCUGACCUGUACCAUGUGAUGAUUUAUAUGUUCCUCAGCCCCACCGAUGAUCUUGGUGAAAAUCAGUUAUUCUGGGGGCAGAAACCACUUCAGAUCUUGCUGUUGCUUCUUGCUGUCAUUGCAGUUCCAUGGAUGCUCUUCCCAAAACCUCUAAUUCUGAGAAGACAGCACACAGAGAGAUUUCAAGGUCGCACCUAUGGUAUGCUUACAAGUUCUGAAGUGGACUCGGAUGUGGAACCAGAUUCAGCUAGGCAUCGGCAUGAGGACUUUAAUUUCAGUGAAGUGUUUGUACAUCAGAUGAUCCACUCGAUUGAGUUUGUGCUUGGUUCAGUCUCAAAUACUGCAUCAUAUCUUCGUCUUUGGGCUUUAAGCUUGGCUCAUUCAGAACUUUCUACUGUAUUUUAUGAGAAGGUACUUCUGCUUGCAUGGAGGUUUGACAACAUCCUGAUAAAAUUGAUUGGUCUGGCUGUUUUUGCCUUUGCGACUGCCUUUAUAUUACUAAUGAUGGAGACACUUAGCGCAUUUCUUCACGCUUUGAGGCUCCACUGGGUUGAAUUUCAGAGCAAGUUCUAUCAUGGAGAUGGCUACAAGUUCAGACCAUUCUCAUUUGCUUCAUUAGUUGAAGAUGACUGAGUUGUACCUAAUACGAAGUGAGGACUAAUCCGGUUCUUGUGCCAUGCCUGAAGUGGUAUAUCCUUGUAAAAGAAGUUGUGGAAAACCGAACCCCGCACGUAGUUUAGCGCCCACUUUUACACCAGCAGGUGACUGAGGGAGCUCAAAUUUUCUCGGGAGGAAGCCAUGGUUUAUAGUUCGACAGACUUCUGCUGCCUUCUCAAAAGCACGCCGAUUUACAACGUGUACAUCCUUGUGGACUAUUCCCAAAUGCUAAAGCAAUCUUGGUGAGAUAGUAAUUGGUUAAAAUUGUAGUUCUGUUAAUCGCCGGUGGAUCUUUGCCCAAGAUAUUGGGGCAUAGGUAGUUACGGUAAAUACAUGCAAAAAACUGCAAGGUCCUUCUGUAAUGAUGAUUUAUAGUGACCUUGAUUUUUGUCAGGGUGAUUUUUUGAAUAUUGGAAUUCUCUUAACGGAAUAAAAUUCGAAUAUUUUCAA